GCUUCCGCCCCGCCGCCUCUUGCUCUCCCCAGCAGAGGAGGAAGAGCCCUCAGCAUUCAGCCCAGUCAAGUGAACAACAAGCCUGGCACAGAGGAAAUUGUAUAGUGUGUGAAUGGAGCAGUGUGCGAGUACGGCCUCCCUGCUGGCCUCCGUGCGGGAGCAGGAGAGGCAGUUUGAGAUGCUGAGCCGAGCUCUGGAGGAGGAGCGGAGGUCGUGCGCCGGCACUUUGCCCCGCCCCCUCCCCAACAUGCAGAACGGCCGCCUUCCUUGUGAUGCAGACGUAGAGAGGCUAACACUUAACGAGAGUUACGUCAACGGGACACAUCACUUCAGGAUGGAGCCUGGUCAGAUGGUGCAGGAGACAUACACAGUGGAACAAGAGCCCCAGGAGUCCAACCCUCCGGUAUCUGUGGAAACCAACGAUGAUGGCACUACAAGACGCAUAGAACCCCUGGUAAAAAAAGUAGUGAUGCCCACUACCACCCGCACAGUCAUCCCCUCCGUAUCCGACACACUUUCCUUGGAUGGUGGGGGUUCGGCGACUGGCGUGGGCGCCUACAUCCCACCCAUGGACCGGGGCUACAGGCAGGCACCUGGAGUAGGUGUACCCAUGGAGUACCCCACUCACACCGUGCCACGCAACUACCAAUAUGGACCUCCAGGGGGCUAUGAGGACUACCGUGCUGGACCCCCGUCUGAAACAUACGCAAGCCUCAGCAGGGGUGCUCGCGUGGACGAUCGCUAUAGACCAGUCCAUCCAGAUGGUUAUCGAACUCUGGAUCCAAGCUACAGAGCACCCAGCAGGAAUCAGAUUGACCCCUAUGCUGCUCAACCACAGGUUGGACGAAUGGGAAGUGCAGUGGAGCUCUCUUCAAUCCCAAGGUUCGUUCCCGAGUCAUAUGGACUGGAGGAUGAUCGCCGAAGUAUGGGCUAUGAUGAGGCUGACUAUGGUAUGGGCCAUCCAGUGCACUACAGCACUGUGCCCCGUAACCACCAUGGCUUUCCCCAAGGGCCACCACGUAGGACUGGGAGUUACGAGGGCACGCUGGAUGGUGAUAUGAGUGGUCCAGGGGACAUGUACUAUUGGGGAGGUGGUGUCCCUAAGGCACAGGGAGAAAGAGGAAGCAUGGCUUCAUUGGACAGCACUCUGAGGAAAGGCCCCGGCCCAGGUGGCUGGCGUCAGCCUGAGUUGCCAGAGGUUGUUGCCAUGCUCAACUACAGGCUGGAUCCAGUCAGGAGCAAUGCUGCUGCAUACUUGCAGCAUCUCACUUAUAAGAAUGAUAAGGUGAAGUCAGAGGUUCGACGUCUGAAAGGAAUCCCAGCAUUGGUAUCAAUGCUUGACAACCCAAACAAAGAUGUGCAUUAUGCAGCCUGUGGAGCGUUAAAGAACAUUUCAUUUGGUAAAGAUCCAGACAACAAAAUUGCCAUCAAGAACUGUGAUGGAGUGCCUGCCCUAAUUAGGCUUUUGAGAAAGACCCAUGACCAGGACCUUACCGACUUAAUCACAGGGACACUUUGGAACCUUUCAUCCCAUGACUCUGUAAAAAUGGAAAUUGUGGACCACGCAUUACACGCCCUCUCGGAUGAAGUGAUGGUACCUCGUUCAGGCUGGGAACGCGGGAGCAAUGGCGGUGGAGGGGAGGAAAAUUGUAAGCCCAGGCACCUGGAGUGGGAGACAGCUCUCACCAACACAGCGGGCUGCCUGAGAAAUGUGAGUUCGGAGCGAAGUGAAGCAAGGCGGAAGCUGAGAGAGUGCACAGGAUUAGUGGAUUCUCUCAUGUACAUCGUCCAGUCCCAAAUUGACUGUAAAGAUGUCGACAACAAGCUUAUAGAGAACAGUGUGUGUCUGCUGAGAAACCUAUCCUAUCAUGUGCAUCGUGAAAUCCCCGGCUGUGAGCGUUACCAAGAAGCUGCACCUGUCAACCAGGGCCCGGCCCCAUCCAGCCAGAAGAGCGGUUGUUUCAGCUCGCGCAAGAAUAAAGAUGAGUGGUUUUCCAAAGGAAAGAAAGAUGAGGAUGCGGCUGCAGACACAAUAGAUAUUCCAAAGAGAACAACACCGGCUAAAGGCUAUGAGCUGUUGUUCCAACCAGAGGUGGUUCGCAUCUAUACCUCUCUGCUGAAGGAGUCGAAGAACCCCACUGUGCUGGAGGCCUCGGCAGGAGCUGUUCAGAAUUUGUGCGCUGGACGUUGGACGUAUGGCCGGUACAUCCGUGCCCUGCUACGCCAGUAGAAAGGUUUGCCCAUGAUGACUGAACUGCUGGCCCACGGCAACGACCGAGUGGUUCGAGCGAUGUCGGGUGCGCUUCGUAACCUGGCGAUUGAUGCUCGUAACAGAGACCUACUAGG
Hippocampus comes (tiger tail seahorse) is the source of this 2346-nucleotide messenger RNA. Its product is annotated as catenin delta-1-like. Gene Ontology annotation, biological process: cell-cell adhesion. Gene Ontology annotation, molecular function: protein binding. Gene Ontology annotation, cellular component: adherens junction; cytoplasm; nucleus. The record is from RefSeq and is a predicted model, not a curated record. NCBI's taxonomy places the organism in Eukaryota, Metazoa, Chordata, Actinopteri, Syngnathiformes, Syngnathidae. The transcript has 17 exons. Bases 113 to 2230 code for a protein of 705 amino acids.